Molecule: messenger RNA, 615 nt
Organism: Peronospora belbahrii
Lineage: Eukaryota; Oomycota; Peronosporomycetes; Peronosporales; Peronosporaceae
Source: the annotation of a GenBank genome assembly
AUGGGCUAUCACCUCUUGCACUCGGUGAACUUUCCACAAACUCACAGACUACCGAACCGUGUUCGCGGCAACCUCUCCAUCAUUGGCUUUUGGCGGCAGAUUGGAAACGAUACGAUGGAAAUGUAUGCUACUGGGGUUAUGGAUCCUGUUGCUUCUGACCUCAUCCGCAAGCUCGUGGUUCCGAACAUGGCCAACGUGUUGCUAUCGACUCUUAAGUACGUCUAUUGCGGACACAUGAAGAAGCUGUCGUUUAUGCUCGAGAAAGCAUAUGCGGACUCCAAGUUGCACGGCGCACCAAACAGGAAGAUCAUUUGUGUCACGUGCUCGUCACCGAUCUUUGGCCGAAAGCUGGGCAAUUUCGGCAAGAGCAACAGUACGUGCAAGCUUUGCUUUGGGUUUGUGUGUCACGCAUGCAAAGUCGUUCGUAAGCUGAGCUUUGUAGAUCCGGAUCUUCUUCUAUCGCAGCGCAGGGUGACUUUCUGUACGGCAUGCAUGAGCUUAGUCGCGAACUUUAGCUCCGUACACUGUGCUCGUGCGCGGAUGCUCAAGCACCGAACGGUAAACCGCUCAAGUGCGGAUCAAACAUUGCCAUUUGCAGAUAGCAUUUGGGAAUAG